AAGGUUAGGGAAAGGUUCUGCACCAGAGUGCGGUGGGCAUGGAACAGGCUGCCGGAGUUCAAGGAGUGUUUGCGCAGCGCUCUCAGAUCCGGAGUUUGAAUUUUGCAUGGUCCUGUGUGGCGCAGAGAGCUGGAUUCAAUGAUCUUUGUGGAUCCUUCCUAACUCAGGAUGUUCUGUGACUCUGUUCUACGAUAGUGAAGGUCUCCGCUCUAGAAAACAUGGGGUGAAACUGAUGUGGACAUAUUCUGUAGUUGUGGUGCACUGCAAGUUGGUGGUUGAAGGAAGCUGAUAAGGGAUAUUUUUCCUUUAUGUUGGCUCAAGGGUAGAUCUUUUAUACGUGACUUAAUUUAUUUAUUGGUAUGGAAAUUUAUUUACCAUUUGAAUUUGAGCCUAUUUCUAGUUUUUCUGUAUGUCUGGAGGGAUUUUACAGCUUUCACUUGUCUAUCUUCCUGGCCAAUUUCUUGUUCCGUUUCCCAGUGAUCCGUCCACAGCAUUUCUGUAAACUGAAAAGACCCUUCCUGGUCAGAAGGUUUUGUGUAUUGGAACUGUGUUGUGCACCCCACUGCAGGGAGCAGCCUUUUGUCUUUGCUGGUAUCCUCCUCAUACUAUGCAUUCCAGAUGGUGUUUUGCAUUGGGGCAGGAACACCACCUGAGUACAUGAAUCUACGUUGUCUGCCUUUCUUAAAGCAGCAGAGUGCACUUCCCUAGCAGACCUAAGUAAUGCGUCUUAGCCAUGUGCAUUAGUAAUUUGACCUAGUAUGUAUUUUGCUGCUUGCUAGGUAGGCUAGUUAAAAGUAGGGAGAAAAGUGAACUGCAAGAGUUUGUCAAAAUGUAAGUUUGAGGUGAAACCUACAUAAUUGACUUUCAGACUCAAAGCACUUACAGGCGUGCUGAUGCUUUCAGCUUGGCCACAACUCUCUGAACAUGUUUGUGGAUAAAAAACAUGCCAAGUCUGUGAAUGAAGAGUUCAAGUUAAAUGUAAUAGUGUGUGAACUGUGAAUUUGUUUCCCUUUUUCUAGCUGUAGGCUAAAUCUUUUGAUGAGCUUAAAUUAAAUUCUUUCAGAAUGCCCAGUCAGUCAGUCUGUCUGUUGGCAAGAUAUUCUGUGGGCAAAUUCUAAUUGUUGGCAGCUGUCUGAAGUUCUUCUUUCUCAUUAAUUUUAAUGGCAGAUCUUCUGUGUGUUAAGACAGCUUUGAAGAAUUAGUCAGUGUUUCUGGAGGCAAGAGUAGCAGUUGUUUUAAAACUAGAUGCGUAAAUGGCAUGUAUUCACUACUGUACUCAGAUCAUGAAACGUUUUCAUUUCUUUCUUACCGUCUUCUAGGCUUAAUGCUUCUUUACAUUCUUUUGGUUUAUUUUCUUUUGUGAUGCUUUUAAACUGUAUGUAAUGUAGUUCAUAGAGAAGGACAGUAUUCUCACUACCAGAUUAUUGUAGUUAAAUUACAAGAGCGUUUUUGGAGAUAGGAGGCUAAUCACAGAAACGUAUUUAUACACAGCGGACAAAUGUUGGCCUUUGGGGUCUCUGAAACACAGCUGCAAUUCUUUUGCGUUUUUUCUGCUCUCAGUCCUUCCAGAAGGUGCCAUAAGGACAGUGUGGAGGCCAGGAGAGCAGGAGGCUCAAUACCCAGUCACACAUCUGUCUUCAUAACUUGAAUUGUGCGCUUAAGUACCUCUUAUAGCUUAGGAGUGAAGGUGGAGUAUAUGUUAGUAAAAUUUGACCAUGAGAAUAAGAAAGUGCGCUUAGUGCUGUGUGGCGAAGAAGUUCUUCAAACGCUGCAAGACAAGGGGGAGAAGAUAAACCCCAACCACCCAACACUCUGGCGACCAGAAUAUGGAAGCUAUAUGAUUGAAGGCACACCUGGGCAGCCGUAUGGGGGAACCAUGUCAGAAUUCAACACUGUACAAGACAACAUGAGGAAAAGGAGGCAAGAGGCCGCUUCAGUGCUGAAAGAAAAUGAGGCUGUUUGCACCGUGACAUCUUUUCCAAGGUUAGGGUGUCCUGGAUUUACGCUGCCGGAGUAUAAGCCAACGCCAGUAGAAGGAGGCGCUUCAAAAUCCCUCUUCUUUCCAGAUGAAGCUAUCAAUAAACAUCCUAGAUUUAGUACCCUGACCAGAAACAUUCGGCACCGAAGAGGAGAGAAGGUUGUCAUAAAUGUGCCAAUAUUUAAAGAUAAGAAUACACCAUCACCAUUUAUAGAAACGUUUCCUAAUGAUGAUGGAGAAGCAGCAAAAGCAUCGAAGCCAGACUUUAUAUAUAUGGACGCUAUGGGGUUUGGAAUGGGCAACUGCUGUCUUCAGGUAACGUUCCAGGCUUGCAGCAUUUCUGAAGCAAGAUAUCUCUAUGAUCAGCUAGCCACAAUCUGUCCCAUUGUGAUGGCAUUGAGUGCUGCAUCUCCAUUCUACAGAGGCUAUGUGUCCGAUAUUGAUUGUCGCUGGGGAGUAAUCUCUGCAUCGGUAGAUGAUCGAACGCGGGAAGAGAGGGGGCUAGAGCCACUGAAGAACAACCAUUAUAGAAUCAGUAAAUCCAGAUAUGAUUCCAUAGACAGUUAUCUAUCUGAAUGUGGUGAGAAAUACAAUGACAUUGAUUUGACAAUAGACAAAGAUAUCUACGAGCACCUAAUAAAGGAAGGUAUUGACCACCUUUUGGCACAGCAUAUUGCACACUUGUUUAUUCGAGACCCAUUGACUUUGUUUGAGGAGAAAAUACAUCUAGAUGAUGCAAAUGAAUCCGACCAUUUUGAGAACAUUCAGUCGACAAACUGGCAGACAAUGAGAUUUAAACCACCUCCUCCAAAUUCAGAUAUAGGAUGGAGAGUAGAAUUCAGGCCAAUGGAGGUCCAGUUAACAGACUUUGAAAACUCUGCGUAUGUUGUGUUUGUGGUACUGCUAACUAGAGUGAUUCUCUCAUACAAACUGGAUUUUCUCAUUCCUUUGUCCAAGGUGGAUGAAAAUAUGAAGAUGGCCCAGAAAAGAGAUGCUGUCCGGCAGGGAAUGUUUUACUUCAGAAAGGAUAUUUGCAAAGGUGGAAAUGUCGUUGUGGAUGGAUGUGGCUCAGCACAAAAUGGAACGGGCACGGACACAGAAGUGUACACCUUAAUGAGCAUCGAUACAAUUAUAAACGGGAAGGAAGGAGUCUUCCCUGGUUUGAUCCCGAUUUUGAAUUCUUACCUUGAAAACAUGGAGGUGGAUGUGGACACAAGAUGCACCAUCCUAAACUACCUGAAGUUAAUAAAAAAGAGAGCAUCUGGAGAAUUAAUGACGGUCGCCCGAUGGAUGAGGGAAUUCAUUGCACAGCACCCAGACUACAAGCAGGAUAGCGUGAUAACAGAUGAAAUGAAUUACAGCCUUAUUUGGAAAUGCAACCAAAUCGCACAAGGCCAGGCAGAAUGUCCUGAACUACUGGGGGUAGGAUUUAACAAGAAGCCAAGCGGAAACAAAACUGACUCUUUGUAAUGAAUGUUUGUUAAAUAAUAGAAAGUUUAAGUCUUUUAGCAAAGCACUAGCAAAGAUACUGUGAAUCUGGUACAGUUUCAUGGUGUGAAGACCAAAACAGGGAUACUGCACUAUAAAAUGGGCCAAUGCCUCAAUAUUCAUUUAAGGCAUCCUAAAAUGGGCAUAUUCUUAUUGUUAAGGUUUAUACAAUGUACAUGUAAAUAGUAAAAUAUUUUUAUGAUUAACAUCAAUGUAUUUUAAUAAGCAUUGUAUCUAAAGUUAUUGUGAAUUAGCUUGUUAACUUUUUUAUGCUUAGAAAAGGAAAAUUGUCCUUAACAGCUUUGUAAAUGUAAUGGUACUUGUAUAUUAUAUGCAUUCCAGUUACUGAAUGUUUACUGUAAUUUUUUAACCUGGAAUGUGCUGAGUAAUCUAUCUUAUUGUGUAAGAAAGGAAGAAAAUUCUUCUUGACCUACCUGACUCCCAGACUUCUUCCUUCCACUUGGGUUUUGAAAGUACUUCAGAAAAAUGCACGUGCAUCCGAUUUGUUAAUCUCUGCGGCAGUUUCUCAGUUGCCGCAAGACCUAUAUGUAGGCGUACAGCGUAGAAUUAGAGAACAGAGCGAUCUCUAUUCAGGUAACACAGCUCCCUGUCUCCUGGUGACUGCAGGUUGGUGUGAGGGCUGCCGCGUUCUUUCGUAACCUGCAUUUCCUGCAACAAAAGCUCCAUCUUUUCCCAGAACGUGUUUUUUUUUUUUUUCCUUCCCCUUCUUAUGGUUCAGAAAUUUGCCUCUCUUUUUAUGAUAAAACGGCAGAAAGGGAGGAGGAAAUGCGAGCUGAACAUAAAGCUGUCCUUACACAGGAACCAGAGGUGAUGGCUCUGGCACUCCUGAACUGCUGGGAGAGCCUGCAUUGCUGCUUCUCCCACAGUCAAUAACCACUGCAGCACAAAACCAACAACCAUUUCGUUCUUCCUAAUGGUUGAGUUCCUCAUUCAUCAUUCACUGUUUAAAAUAUUUCUGGCAGCAUGUUUAUACUUCAUAGAGGUAGUUGAGGUACCUACAGAGCUGUAAGUAUGGGUAAAUUCAACCCCUCUGUAAAAUAGAUGCAAGGAGAUAAUGGAGCGCGUGACUCAUUUGAACUGGGAGCCAGUGCUGGUAGUGACUGUAAGAUACUUAAAAUUUAGCCGUUGCAACUGUAAAUAAAGCAAACUUACGGGGCCUUUUAAUUUAGCUUCUUAAUUGAUUCCUGGAAGUGCAUUGCAUUAUGGAUACAUUAUGCAAAGCUUAAUGCAAGCGCAUAUAAAUACCUGAGGUGUAAUGAUCUUUACCAAGGACUGACGGAUUGGAAAGGUGCGCUAACGAGAAGCUUUUAUGUACUGACAUUAGAAUUUGUUCUGUGUUCACAGGUGUGCUUUAGAGAAUAAAGAAUGCUUUUUUUA
Molecule: messenger RNA, 4864 nt
Organism: Numida meleagris (helmeted guineafowl)
Lineage: Eukaryota; Metazoa; Chordata; Aves; Galliformes; Numididae
Gene: GCLC
Product: glutamate-cysteine ligase catalytic subunit
Exons: 16
Coding region: 1697-3448 (583 amino acids)
Biological process (GO): glutathione biosynthetic process
Cellular component (GO): glutamate-cysteine ligase complex
Molecular function (GO): glutamate-cysteine ligase activity
Source: RefSeq, a predicted model, not a curated record